Messenger RNA from Austrofundulus limnaeus, 1633 nucleotides. RefSeq names its product carbonic anhydrase VII (gene ca7). Gene Ontology annotation, molecular function: zinc ion binding; carbonate dehydratase activity. Gene Ontology annotation, biological process: regulation of intracellular pH. The record is from RefSeq and is a predicted model, not a curated record. Bases 76 to 864 code for a protein of 262 amino acids. Gene Ontology annotation, cellular component: cytoplasm. Lineage: Eukaryota; Metazoa; Chordata; Actinopteri; Cyprinodontiformes; Rivulidae. The transcript is spliced from 7 exons.
UGCUGAUCUGUGUGUCUGUCCUCGACGUGCUCGCUGCAGCUCGGAGUGUUUGGUCCGACUCGGCCUGCAAACAUCAUGACAGGAGACCAGUGGGGAUAUGGCAAAGAGGACGGGCCUUCAGCAUGGCAUAUAAACUACCCGGUUGCUUUGGGAAACCGCCAGUCCCCUAUAGACAUCGUCCCUGAUGAGACCACGCUUGACCGAGACCUGGGUCCCAUUUUCCUGGACUAUGACAGCUGUACCUCCAUUAACAUCUCCAAUAAUGGACACUCUGUAGUUGUGGAGUUUGUUGAUUCUGAUGAUCGUUCAAUGAUCCGAGGAGGCCCUCUUGACAACCCAUAUAGGCUGAAACAGUUUCACUUUCACUGGGGGGAAAAGGGACACGAAGGAUCCGAGCACACUGUUGCAGGACUUGGAUACGCGUCAGAGCUUCAUUUAGUUCACUGGAAUGCCGUCAAAUACAGGUCAUUUACAGACGCAGCGUCAGCCCCUGAUGGUCUCGCUGUUCUUGGGAUCUUUUUAGAGACAGGUGACGACCAUCGAUGGCUUCAUUUGAUAACCGACGUUCUGUUCAUGGUGAAGUAUAAGGACAGUGUCACAGACUUCAAAGGCUUCAACCCUAAGUGCCUCCUGCCCAACAGACUUCACUACUGGACCUACCUGGGAUCGCUGACCACGCCCCCCUUACACGAGAGCGUCACCUGGAUCCUCCUGAAGGAGCCGAUCGUGGUUUCAGACAAACAGCUGGGAAUGUUCAGAAUGCUCCUGUUCAACGGAGAGGAGGAAGACGAGAGGAAGAAGAUGGAGAACAACUUCAGGCCUCCUCAGCCUCUCAACGGCAGAGAAGUGCGUUCCUCCAAUUAGUUCCUCUUCAACUCAUAGAUACACAAAGCUUUGUCAAGCAGCAGCUUCUGCAGGAAUAUGUUUUUAACCAUCAUGAUAGUUUGUUCUGUAGGCGUCUGAGCUGAUUUAGACAGAAAGGUAAAGAUCCAGUGUUUUGAGGCAAUUAGAGAUUCAUAAAAAUGGACUUUAUGAUGACACCAAGGAGCCAAGUGAUGAGAAAAUCAAGUCUUCUUUUAAACUUUAAUAACUAAUUAUGGAAAAACCUGCAACAAGGUUAUACAAGCACUUUAAACGAGCCGGUUCUGUUUUUCAGCUUUUAGCUCGAGCCGUCUGCUGGCGAAUAAAAGCUGCUUUUAUCCAAACUGUUUCGUUGUGCGUUACACAACUGAGGCCCCUUUUUAAAGCCAUGAAGAUUUUAAACUUUGUUUUAACCAGAUGAUUAAUUAAAAUUUAUUUAACUGAGUUAGAAUGAAACAGCAUAUUUUGAAAUGACAACAUUCUGCCUGAAUGUCACAUCUGUGGGGUUAAAUGAUUGGAUUUACGGUUAACCUCAAACUUCCUGUACAGUUUUAAAUUUUGUGUAAAUUGUGACAGUUUUUAUGCUGAAAUGUUACUGUCUUGUAAAAACAAGCCCCCUCCAAAUCAUUGAGCCUCUGUUGCGACUUGUUUUGUUGCUGAUGUGAGAAAUGAUGGAGAAAAUGGAGUUUACGAUUAGUUUUGAGUGUUUUGUAAAGCAUUUUUGUAACUUUUGCAAUGUUUGACAGGAAUAAAAUUAAAACUUUUGAACGAU